Molecule: messenger RNA, 729 nt
Organism: Galendromus occidentalis (western predatory mite)
Lineage: Eukaryota; Metazoa; Arthropoda; Arachnida; Mesostigmata; Phytoseiidae
Product: adult-specific rigid cuticular protein 15.7
Exons: 4
Coding region: 7-441 (144 amino acids)
Cellular component (GO): chitin-based extracellular matrix
Molecular function (GO): structural constituent of chitin-based larval cuticle
Source: RefSeq, a predicted model, not a curated record
UCAAACAUGAAGACUUUCGCGAUCUUCGGAGUUGUGCUCCUCGCUGCGGUCUCGUGCGCCAUUCCUCAUGGCGGCGGACAGUCGAGCUCAUUCAGGAAACAAGACGACCACGGCAACUAUGCUUUCGCCUACGAUAUCAAGAACGGCUACGGAGCCGUGAACGGUCGCAAGGAGUCUGGCUCCCACGGGGGAGUCGUAGGAUCAUACUACAUCGGAGAUGUCGAUGGACGCCACAGGAGCGUGCACUAUGUCGCUGAUAAGCUCGGAUUCCGCGCUCAGAUCAAAACCAACGAGCCAGGAACUAAGACUUCAUACGCCGCCGCUGCUGUCUACGACAGUGCCAAUGGGAAGGUUGCUCCCUCCGGAAGUCUUCACGUCGCCCCUCAUGUUGUCGCUCCCGUGGUCGCUCCUUAUGGUUACGGUCACGGUUACCUGGGUUAGGAAACUGAUUUUAGGAGCUAUGCCUGAUUGAGAACUCGAAAAUCCCAAUCGAGGGAAGGCUUCGAUAGCUGUGAUUGACUUAAUGUGACGUACAGUAUCCUGUUCCAUGGCCUGUUCUAGUCUGAUCGCUAUACCCUGGACGGACGUCCGGUCUUUGUCUUGUGAAAGCUGAUCUUAUACUUCUUAUUCCCGCAUCUUCUGCGCUCCCGGCCUCCUCUCGAAUCUGUUCUGCUCUCCUUAUGGUGAAAGGGGGAACCCUCUUGGGAAUAAAAUACUGAAUUCUAUCAA